Molecule: messenger RNA, 3858 nt
Organism: Ictalurus furcatus (blue catfish)
Lineage: Eukaryota; Metazoa; Chordata; Actinopteri; Siluriformes; Ictaluridae
Product: potassium voltage-gated channel subfamily S member 2-like
Exons: 1
Coding region: 860-2353 (497 amino acids)
Biological process (GO): regulation of delayed rectifier potassium channel activity; potassium ion transmembrane transport; protein homooligomerization
Cellular component (GO): membrane; voltage-gated potassium channel complex
Molecular function (GO): protein binding; voltage-gated potassium channel activity
Source: RefSeq, a predicted model, not a curated record
UCUAAAAGGUAGCGUAUUCCACAUGUUGAUUGAAUGUGAAGUUAUUUUCUGCUUUCUGUGAAGAGAAAGUACCAAGUUAAUUGGUAGUUAAUUAAUUACAAUGGUCACCCCCUUUAAUUCGCUAUGAGAGAGCGAGCGAGCGAGAGAGAGAGAGAGAGCGAGAGUAGUUGUAUAGAAUAAGAUUCUUACAGUAACACGGAUGAACAAUAUUUUACUCGUUGUCGCCAUAACGAAUUAGCAGCAGUGACUCGCCCACCCCUGGAGCGGUUUUAGUGGAUCUGUCCCUUUCAGAACAGCAACACGACAUCCGCGAACAAUCCGCAGUGACUUCCUCCAUCACACACAAAGAACAGGGAAUAUAACAUCUUAGAAGACUAUCGUUUUCUUUUGUGCGCGUUAAGAAAUCAGCCGUUAAAGGACACGGGUUGGUGGUUGGAGACUGUGCCGCGGGAAUUAAACCCCUCAGUCUCACGCAAUCCGCAGAGACACCGAUUCGUCUGGAGGGCGGAAAGCGAAGGGUCUGGGAGGUGCCCUGUCAAUCCCAAAUCCCAACUCAUGACUCAGGUUACUGGAAUCACUCGCUAUUUUCUACAAUCGAAGAAAGGGACGUUUCACACAGUGAGUCAACGACUUGGAUCAGUGACGUGUGUUAUACAAUUGGACGGCAUUUUAAGGGCUUAAGCCAUUCAUUCAAUGUGAAAAACAUCCAGGCAGUUAUUUGUAGGGAAACAGCUGGAAUGUUCAGCUCAUUAUUGAGUUUCACAACUCUCAACUCUGAAUAUGAGUGUAGCAUUUGUCCUACAAGAAGUGCGCUGUGUGAUAUUUUUGUUCUAAUUUGUCAGUUUACACAAAAGGCUACAUGAUUUGUGGAACGGAUUUUAAUCAUUGUAAUCGUCAGUCUUACGGCGAGCUUCAAGACAUGACUGCGCACACUCUCAAGGAUUUAAAUGUAUUUAAUAUAGAGAAUAGCGCCAUACGCAUCAAUGUAGGAGGCUUUAAGAGGAAACUACUCUCUAGCAUACUGUCUCGCUUCCCUGAGACGCGACUUGCCCGUUUGCUGCGAUGUCAGUCAAAAGAAUCUAUAUUGGAACUGUGCGAUGACUACGAUGACGCUGAAAGGGAAUUCUACUUUGAUCGAAAUCCUGCACUUUUCCCCUAUGUUUUGAAUUUCUAUAACACAGGCCGUUUGCAUGUUAUGGAAGAACUCUGUAUUUUCUCAUUUACCCAGGAAAUUGAAUAUUGGGGGAUCAAUGACUUUUUCAUUGACUCCUGUUGCAGCAGCACCUACCACUGCAGAAAAAUGGAGCCAUACCAGGAGGAGUGGGAGGACAAAAGUGAGGAGGGCAGCACUACUUCUUCUUUUGAUGAGAUUUUAGUAUUCUAUAGUGAUGCCACCAAAUUUGACAAGCAGCCACUUGGGAGAAUCAGGAGGAAGGUUUGGCUGAUGUUGGACAACCCUGGCUACUCUGUGUCCAGCCGGGUCAUUAGUGUUUUCUCUAUCCUGGUGGUGCUGGGCUCCAUAGCCACCAUGUGCAUGAACAGCAUGAGUGAUUUUGCCACACUGGACAGUGAAGGCGUGCUUCAGGAAGAUCCCCAUUUUGAGACUGUGGAGCAUUUUGGAAUAGGAUGGUUCACAUUUGAACUGGUUAUCAGGUUUGUUGUUGCACCAGACCUACUCCAUUUCUUUGAGCACCCAUUAAAUAUGAUUGACUUGGUGUCUAUUCUACCAUUUUAUCUCACACUACUGAUUGAUCUGGUGGCUGAGAGGCGUCCCACACUGGAGAACUUGGGACGUGUGGCACAGGUCCUGAGGCUGAUGCGAAUCUUCAGAAUCCUGAAGCUGGCACGUCAUUCCACUGGCCUGAGAUCACUUGGAGCAACAUUGAAAAACAGCUACAGGGAAGUGGGUCUGCUACUGCUGUAUUUAGCAGUGGGGGUGUCAUUCUUCUCUGUGAUGGCCUAUACCAUUGAGAAGGAGGAAAAUGAUGGACUGACUACUAUCCCAGCCUGCUGGUGGUGGGCAACAGUCAGUAUGACUACUGUGGGGUAUGGAGAUGUGGUGCCAGGGUCUAUUGCAGGAAAACUCACUGCUUCAGCUUGCAUCCUUGCUGGCAUCUUGGUGGUGGUGCUGCCUAUCACACUGAUUUUCAACAAGUUCUCUUUGUUUUAUAAGAGGCAGAAACAGUUGGAGAUCGCUAUGAGGAGCUGUGACUUCAGUGAGGACAUUAAGCAAGUACCUUCAGUGAAUUUGAGGAACUAUUAUGCAUAUAAAGUGAAGUCUCUAAUGGCCAGUCUGUCCAACAUGAGUCGCAGUUUUCCCAGUGACCACAGCUUGAAUGGGUCACUGCAGUAGCUCAGAGGGAUUGAAAGCACUCACAUGUGUAUGGCUCUAUCAGAAUACAUAUUCAAAUAAGCUGCAUCUUGUAGUACAGUUCUAUCCUACCAUCAAAACCCACUUACCUGAUAUUGAUUGUGUUUACUGAGUUCAAAUGUGUAUAGUGAUCCAGGAUUCUCUGCCUUAGAGAAUCAAUAUAGUUGUUCAAUAUAGUAUGUGUUGGAAAAAAUAUCCCCAAACCAAUCAAUAACAUUUCAUGAGACCAGACAGCGUAUCCGCAGUUAUAGAAAUAUUUUGUGUAUGUCUGUUGGAGUUCUGUACUUGAGCAAAGUUUAAUCAGUAUUGACUGUCAUCACCACAUAUUUUACUGUUUACUAAAAAACUGAGUAUGUUGUUGCAAAAUAUGCCGGAGUAUAAUCCUCUUGUAAGUGUUUAUUGUAAAGACUUAUAUUAUAAAGUGUUCUACGGUGGAAGUGCAUUUGCUGAAGGACUAAAUAUAAAAUGAUAUUACCUUAGUCCACUGCUGUCUUAUGACCAAGGACAGAAAUAGACGCAGUUGAAGGUUAAAUGUGAUUUAACUUUAUGACUUAAAUAUCUGAUGCCAAUGUUCAAUUAAAGAUCCGACUCCCAAUUUAUAAUAAUUUGGUAACAAGUAUCUGACUCCAGUUUACUAGGUUAACGUAAUGUAACUGAUUCCAAACAAUAACCAUUUAGUUGGUGCUGGAAUUGUAAUCAGUGUUCAAUAACAUUAUUCCAGAAAUUAAAACAAAAUCUAAGAUAAAACAAAGGGAACCUGAGUGAACCCAAAAUACAGAUUUUAAAUGAUAAUGUUAUUUAUUGAAGCAAAAAAGUUAUCCAUUACCACCUGGGCCUGUGUGAAAAUGUAUUUGCCCCCAUAGUUACGAAUUCCCCAAAUCUAUGAAACUACAUUCAUAAUGGGGUUCAGCUGAACUAGACUCAACUAGGCCUGAUUACUGCCAACCCUGUUCAAUCAAAUCAACACUUAAAUAUAACUUUUUCAACAGUAUGAAUUUGGUUAAAAGGUCUUACCCAGUAACACACUAUGCCAAAAUUGAAAGGAAAUUCCAGAAAUUAUGAGGAAGAAGGUGAUUGAAAUACAUCAGUCUGGGAAGGGUUACAAAGCUAUUUCAAAUGCUCUGGGACGCCAAAGAACCACAGUGCACAAUAAAACUCUGCACAAUAGUGAGCCUUCCCAGAUGUGGCCGACCUUCAAAAAUUCCUCCAAGAGCACAGCAACUACUCAUCCAGCAAGUCACAAAAGAGGUAAGAACAACAUUAAAGGACCUACAGGCCUCUCUUGCAUCAAUAAAGUUCACUGUUCAUGACUCCUGUAUAAAAAAGGCACUGGGCAAAAAUGGCAUCCAUGGAAGAGUGGCAAGGCAAAAACCACGCUAACCCAGAAGAAAAAACAUGGUGGUGGAAGUGUGAUGGUGUGGGGAUGCUUUGCUGCUUCAGGGCCUGGGCAACUUGCAGUAACUGAGGGAAGAAUGAAUUUUGCUCUC